AUACCGUCACUGCUAACCUCAAUCGGAUGAACACAUUUUGACAGUUCAGCAGUACUCUUUGUAAACAGAGAUUUUUUUGUUUGUCUGUUGACAAAUUGGAUGAGUGCAUUUACGGUCCAUAUCGCCUAAAUAAAGUAUUUGCUCACGAUUUGAUACGGUUUGUUUUUGAGAUUUAUUAAAUAAAAGUGACUAGUUUCAAAGUGUAAAGAUGAUUGUUUGAAAUGUGUUCUUCGAUUUUUGUUUAGGCUUGUUUGUAAACAGUACCGCUGAACUGUCAAGGAUGAAAUUUUGUUCAUUCGUGACGUCACGAUAAAAAAUUCAAUUAGGUUUUACACGAUGACGACACAAAUGAACUGCCGAUGAAUCAAGUUCAUCUUUGACAGCUGCCGGUGGUUUGUUUUGUUUUGCGACUGCAAAUUAAAAAUUGAAAAAUGACGAAAAAUUGCCUGUUCAAAACGUGUUCCACAGUAAAAAGACAUAAAAAGAUUGCCCUUUCCAGUAUCAAGGAGCGAUAUUUGUAUAAAUAUGUUUAGUGUGAGGCGACUUGCAAUUUUUAAAUUCAAACGAUGAACCUCUAAUGAAUUUUUAUACUGUAAACAAACCACCGGCGUCUGUCAAAAGAAAGUUCAUUAUGUUCAUUUUGUGAGGUUAUGUCAUGUUCGUGUAAAACCUAAUGCCCGUCCCCCUUUGCCAGACUCUCUGUUUUGAGAGGACCAGAUUUUGAAAGUAAACAAAGAGAAAAGGUAAACAAAGAAAAAGUGACAACACAGAAACUUACAUUUGCAGUUAGGCCCUUUGGUCGUGGGAUUAUCGAAUUAUGUGAUCCUGUUUUAAGUUUUCAAUCUGCCAGCACUUCUCGUUAUUAUUGAGAUUGAACUCUGGAACAUUGGAGAUUACGUGAAAGUUUGAUUACAGAUUUCUAUUGAUUUUGAUAAUCUUUUAACUGAUUUUUUCAUAUGGCAAACAUGCGGAAAUUCGCCAAAUACUGGAGGGAAUCUGCAAGUUUGUUAAUUCUAGCGCGCGAUGGAAAUCAGGCAGCCAGUAAAACUAAAUACAAUUAUAAGGUUUUAGUUUUUAAACGAACCGAGAAAACUGCGUUUUUACCGAACAGUAUUGUGUUUCCCGGUGGUGCAUUUGAUAAACAGGAUGAAAACCCUCAGUGGAAAGAAUUUUUAUCCCAAAUGGGAGUUCCUAGUGAGCGAUUAUUGCAAUUGUCGAAAGUCGAUGGACAUCGGUCUUUUAUCUUUGAUAACAGUUCAGAUGUUCUAGAUAGAAAUGUCUCCCUACGUCUAACUGCUUUGAGAGAAGCAUUUGAAGAGUUAGGUGUACUUUUUGGUUUCCAAAAGGAAACAACCGGUCCAAGCUACGAUGGUUUCAGCCAAGCAGUGAAAGACUUUGAUAUUAGUUCGCGACAAAAGAGCAUACACGAUAGUGAAAAGUCAUUUCUGGACCUCUAUAAAGAAUUGAACGUUGUACCGGAUCUAUUCAACAUGUACGAAUGGUCCGUUUGGCUGACACCGGCAUUGUUUCGAAAACGACGUUUCGAGACUGUUUUCUAUUUAAUCGCAUUAAAUCAGAUGCCCCCAGUUUUUCCAGAGUCGCACGAAGUUGAUGAUUACAUUUGGGACACACCAUCUGGGCUGCUUCGGGCACAUAAAGAAGAAAAGCUCUGGCUGGCUCCGCCUCAAUUUUAUGAACUGACCAGGUUGAGCCAUAUGACCGACAUUGAGGAAAUUGUGCACUUUGCUCAAAAUAGGAAUCACAAAGGAAGCACCCUUUUCUGCCCGGUUCAAUACUUCUGUUCGGAUGCUACCGUUUUCGUCCUGCCUGGUGACGAUCUAUAUCCCAAAGAUUAUGAUUAUGUCACGCCACAUGAUGAUUUGGAGGCACACAAGGAAUUAACUGCAGAACAGUUCAGACGCCAGGCGCAAAAUUUGCAUCGUGCAGAACACAAGGGGUUGCAUUCUCAGACAUAUCAUAUGAAUAUUAUUCCUUUCAACCAGCAUUUAUGUGUAAAUGGCGACAAUAAACAUUUGUCAAAGUUAUAAAUAACACUGACAUGGCAAUCAAUGACAUUUUGAACAAGUGUAUAGGGUCCAUCGUUUUAUUGUUUUAAAAUAGGGGAAUGUUGAAAAUUAUAGAUAAUAAAUAGUUAAUAUUUCAUCCAACGUA
Molecule: messenger RNA, 2172 nt
Organism: Malaya genurostris
Lineage: Eukaryota; Metazoa; Arthropoda; Insecta; Diptera; Culicidae
Product: acyl-coenzyme A diphosphatase NUDT19-like
Exons: 4
Coding region: 957-2048 (363 amino acids)
Cellular component (GO): mitochondrion
Molecular function (GO): hydrolase activity, acting on acid anhydrides, in phosphorus-containing anhydrides
Source: RefSeq, a predicted model, not a curated record